AAACCAAUAAGUUUAGCAUAUCCGACCAAAAUCCGAAGUCCGAAGUACUACCCAAAAUAACCAUCCUUGCCCAUCGGCAAUGACCUAUCUAUGAGACCUCGGCUAUUUGCAAUUAAAACUGACCAGAACUCUUGGAGCAAGGUCGAGACUUGUGAUCAGCCAUGGACGCGAAGAUGGAAGAUGCCCCGUCGUCAAUGACGGAAGUAAUUGUUGAUAAAUCUGCGUAUGAAAUACUGAAGAACACCAAAAAUGGUGUAGAAGAGAUAGUAGCAAAGAUGCUGUCUCUGAAAAAGGAUGAUAAACUUACACCUGAAAUCCGUGAACUCGUCACUCAGAUGUUCCUUCACUUCGUUUCACUCCGCCAGGCGAACCGUAAGAUUUUGAUGGAAGAAGAUCGCGUGAAAGCCGAGACUGAACGUGCAAAAGCACCUUUGGACUCAAGAACUUUGCAGCUUCAUAGUUUGAUGUAUGAGAAGAGCCACUACUCUAAAGCUAUAAAGGGAUGCAAAGAAUUCAAAUCGAGUUAUCCUGAUAUUCAACUUGUUUCUGAAGUUGACUUUUUUAGUCAAGCUCCCGAAGAGUUCAAAGGAUCUGCCAUAUCAACUGAUAAUGCUCACAACUUGAUGCUUAAGAGGCUUAACUAUGAGCUUUUCCAGAGGAAAGAGCUUUGCAAGCUUCUUGAAAAGCUGGAGCAGAAAAAAAGAAGUCUUCUGGAGAACAUCGCCAACAGAAAGACGUUUUUGUCUAGUCUUCCUUCGCAUCUCAAGGCUUUGAAGAAAGCAGCCUUGCCUGCACAAAACCAACUAGGACUUUUACAUACAAAGAAACAAAAGCAGAUACAUGCAGCGGAGUUGCUUCCUCCACCAUUGUAUAUCACUUACUCUCAGUUCAUGGCUCAAAAGGAAGCCUUUGGAGAAAAUAUCGAGUUGGAAGUAAUUGGAAGCUUGAUAGAUGCACAGAUCUUUAGUCAGCAGCAAAUCAGAAAAGAAAAUGGCAUAUCGUCAACACAGGAGAUUUCACGGAUUGAUAACGAUGAAAUGGAUGAGGAAAAUGACGGUCAGUGGAUUGGAAAACAGUCCCAAAAAAAAGCUGGCAAGGACAAUGUUGAGGCAGAUGGAUUAUAUCAAGCUCAUCCACUUAAAAUCAUUCUCCAGGUGUAUGAUGAUGAGGUUUCUGACUCAGAGCCUGCUAGACUUGUUACUUUGAAGUUCGAGUACUUGUUUAAGCUGAAUGUUGUAUGUGUGGGUAUUGAGGGCUCUGAUCAAGGGCCUGAAAAUAACAUUUUGUGCAAUUUAUUUCCUGAUGACACGGGCCUUGAGUUGCCUCAUCAGUGUGCUAAACUGCUCCUGGGUGAUGGAAUGAAGUUUGAUGAAAAACGGGAUAUGCGUCCAUAUAAAUGGGCUCAGUAUUUGGCAGGAAUUGAUUUUUUACCAGAGGUCUCCCCCACUCUGACUAUUAAUGAAGUUAGACAUGAAACUAGUAAAAAUACUGUUAUCUCAGGACUUACAUUGUAUCGGCAGCAAACUCGUGUGCAGACUGUGGUGCAAAGAAUCAGGUCAAGGAAGAAGACUCAGCUUGCUUUGGCGUGAGUCAAAUCCGUAUGUGUAGGGUUUUUAAGUGAUAUAUGAUUGAACAAGGCAGUGAAUAUGUGAAAUACAAGCAAAACCAGAAUGUACAUGAUUUUGUUAGAUUAUUCCCUCCUUUUGGUUUAGUUGUAGCUGCUACUUUUUGUGCUGGCAGAAUGUAAUCAAGGCUAUCUGCUAUUUGUUUUUCCAUGUUGAGUAUUGUCUUUGGUUAACAGGGAAAAGCUUGGUUCACUAACAAACCAAAUAUGGCUCUCUCUGACCUGCCAAAGUGUUCCAUUCGUCACUUUAAUGCCUUUUCGCCUUUGUACUGGUAGAUGGUUUGUAAUGACAGUUAAUAUCUACAUGGAAAAUCCGCUCAGGCCUUCUCUUUUCA
This is a messenger RNA of Amaranthus tricolor (Joseph's coat), 1959 nucleotides long. RefSeq names its product THO complex subunit 5B. Lineage: Eukaryota; Viridiplantae; Streptophyta; Magnoliopsida; Caryophyllales; Amaranthaceae. The record is from RefSeq and is a predicted model, not a curated record. Gene Ontology annotation, cellular component: THO complex part of transcription export complex. The transcript has 5 exons. Gene Ontology annotation, molecular function: mRNA binding. Bases 162 to 1589 code for a protein of 475 amino acids. Gene Ontology annotation, biological process: mRNA export from nucleus; positive regulation of DNA-templated transcription, elongation.